AUGGGGGAUGACCUCGACAGAUCUGAAAGACAUGGUGUGUCCAAGGCAGUGUUUUCGGAGGAGUCCCCGAAGGAUCUGGUGAUAGAGCAAAUAUUCGAUCCACUGAGAGAGCUAUUGAGGCGGAGCGAUGUAGUAGGCAUACAGGCCUCUACUGGGUCGGGCAAGACCACUCAAGUACCCCAAAUGCUGUUGGACUAUGGGAGAGAGAUGGGAGUUCCUCAUAGGAUUCUCGUCACACAGCCUCGGCGGAUGGCGACUCUAUCAGUGGCGAUGAAGGUCCGUAAUGAGAGAGGUCGGUCGAGGGGAGAUGAGCAGUCUGUUGGGUAUCUCGUUCAUAACAUAUCUUCCUUGCCUGGACAUCUGACGACGGUAGACUACGGCUCGAUACUGUACUGUACUGAGGGGUCUUUGUUGGCCUCUAUGGGCCAGAGGGAUGGGGCUGAUCUUCAUGGAGUGACACAUCUUAUCUUGGAUGAGGUGCAUGAGAGAAGUACUGAAAUGGAUGUACUACUCGGUGUGGUGAAGGCCCAUCUGGUUGGUAGAGGUGGGCUGAAGAUAAUUCUCAUGUCGGCGUCGGCUUCGGUCGUUGAUAUGCUUGAGUACUUGAAGCCUGGCAGCGUUGAUAGAGGAAACCUGCUCACUGUCAAUGAGAAACGUUUUGACGUAAAAGAGUAUUACUUGGAAAAUACGGUGAAGCUGCUGGGAUUUGAACCCCCGGUCUACACCAAGAUGAACCAGGCCGCUGACGUGGGGGACCGUGUGAGCCACUGGGCUACUCUGGCGCUCGACGAGGCUGAGAUCUUUCAGAAGGCUUCAGAAGCUGGACUUACCAAUUACGACAACGACGAGUUGGUCCAGCAGGCGUUGAGCUCGCCGGCCUUGGAGCCCUACCGGAUACCCACAGAGUUGAUCGAGAGUUUGCUCAUGUGGAUAAUCGAUGAUUGGACCGACAAGAUGGAGGCAAUGUACCACCCUGAGGAGGAGGAGAAUGCGAAACUGUAUUGUGCGGUGCUCAUUUUCCUGCCGGGUAUGGGCUCUAUCGCGAAACUCAUGAGGUAUCUUUUAAAAUCUUCGCCGUGCGCUGAGACCUUCAGACAACACUACUUGUUCAUACCCUUCCAUAGGGUCACUGCAGGGCAGCAUGCAAGUCGGCUUUUCAAGCGGCUGGAGAGUGUUGAUGGCCCUAGGAUAAAGUGCGUGCUGGCGACUAAUGUUGCCGAAACAAGUUUGACCAUCCCAGACUUGAGAUACGUUAUAGACUGCUGUCGGCAGAAGGUGAAGAAGAGCAAGAACUACUUGGAAGUGUGGUGGGCUGGCAAGUUCAACUGUCUUCAGCGUAGGGGCCGCACUGGACGUACGUGUAGUGGUACUUGCUUCCACUUGAUUCCUGAGAAGAUGUUCCACUUUGGUCUGCCAGAGCAGCUCGAGCCGAAUAUAGCACGAGAGCCUCUGGAGGGCAUUCUGCUGCAGUCACUCUGCCUCUCGAAUGGUCGCCUAAUCAGAGGUCUCGAUGAGCUCCUCACUUUCUAUAAGAACCUCCCACACGACCCUGAGACCCGUCGUGUGGUCCUGUCAGCGUCGAUGCUGAGAGAAGCCGGGGCUCUCGAUAAGGCGGGUAAUAUAACAAAUAGAGGUCGUAUAUUGGCAAGGCUACCACUUGAUGCCACCCAAGGUUGUGGACUACUCUGUGCAAGUGUAAUGUACAAUACCGGGUCCUAUAGUGAUGCUGUUGGCUUCUGGUUGGCCGUCACGUUGAUCCUUAUGUCUUCUCACUAUGACAUUUACUUUGGCACUGACUCGGAGGUUUUGGAUGGCGAUGAAGUCGCCGGCGACGCCUCGGAUGAUAGUAUGUCCUCUGGGCCGCCGAAGAGGAAGCUCCUACCGAUCGAGGCGGCCACUGAGGUCCACCUCGGCGUUGAUGGUCAGGAGCCUCGUCGGGAGGCUAUUCUUAGUGAUCACUUCCAGAAGCUUGUAUUCGAGAUCGAGUGGGAGCAGAAGUGGAUUCGUGAGGGCCAUCGCGCUGCUAAGGCGUUUGCCAAACAUCGUCAUCUGAGGCACAGUGCCUUGUCGAGCUUGUGGACCGAGCGGGACUUCCUUUUCCAGUGGCUAGAGAAGAAUGGUUUGACUCCAAAGAAGCACUUUGAGUGGGUGAACGGUACCAAGGAGGUCAUUAUACGGGAAGGAUGGAACCCUAUGGAACUUGUGCUGCAACAAGUGCCUGGGCUUGAGAUGGUAUUGGCAGCAGUAGUGGGAUCUGACAUAUGUCAGUCAGAUGAAGCAGGAGGGAUGAGGACCAUGGACCCACCAUAUGAGGUCGGUCAAAUGGGGUAUAGUAUCAAGCUCAGACCUGCGGACACUUCUGUGAUACACCUCUACCCACAGUUGAGCCCCGACCACCAAGGUUACCAGUACCUGCAGAUCUUCGUUUACUCGGGUAGAUCUGACAGUAUGUGGUAUGGCAAAGACGACAGCCGAGGUCGUAUAGGCUGCCUUACUCCGAUGCUUCCAGCUACGUUGGUAGUGGCAUCGACGGCUAAGAUGCGUUACUGUCCGGGUGCUGGCCUCUAUAUUAGUGAUAAGGCAUUGAUGAGCGAUUGCGAGGCGUUGGAGAUCCUAUGGGAUGUUAGGCUCAUCCUCCGAGAGGCUAUGGAUAUGGUAGCUGAGCAGUGGUUGGAUAGUCUGGGGUACCGUCCAAGAAGGAGAAGGAGGAGAGCAGCAGCAGCAGGGGCUGCUGAUACUGAGCAAAUUGACAGGGCUCGAAGGAUGGCUCUGGCUAUUGGUAAUGAAAAAUCUUAUGCAUACAACAGCAGUCUUGCUAUACAUAACUGGUAUCAGGAUGUACAGGUUUAG
Molecule: messenger RNA, 2850 nt
Organism: Perkinsus marinus ATCC 50983
Lineage: Eukaryota; Perkinsozoa; Perkinsida; Perkinsidae
Product: ATP-dependent RNA helicase, putative
Exons: 1
Coding region: 1-2850 (949 amino acids)
Cellular component (GO): intracellular anatomical structure
Molecular function (GO): ATP binding; RNA binding
Source: RefSeq, a predicted model, not a curated record